Molecule: messenger RNA, 963 nt
Organism: Rotaria sp. Silwood1
Lineage: Eukaryota; Metazoa; Rotifera; Eurotatoria; Philodinida; Philodinidae
Source: the annotation of a GenBank genome assembly
AUGCGUAUUGUAUUUUUUUCCACCACUCAUGGUACAAAUGUUAAUGCUAUUUACGAAAAAAUACAAGAACUUGGGCAUGAGUUGGCACUGUAUGUAACUACUCGUGGACUGCCAUCCAUGGUUACUAGCAAUCAUCUUAAAGCUUUCGAAGAACGCAUUAAAGACUUGCAUCCAAAUAUACCGACAUUGAUAAUUAAUACGAUUAAAGGAAAUUUGCCGGCAAUAAUUACAGCUCUUCAACCUGAUAUCGGUCUCGUUAAACGGUUUGCUUUCCGAUUAAAUAAGACGAUAUUAAGUAUACCGAAGUACGGUUUUGUUAAUCUACACCCAUCACUACUUCCGAAAUAUCGUGGUCCGAAUCCUAUUGGUUGGCAAAUAUUGAAUAAUGAAAAAUUCUUCGGAUUCACAUUCCAUUAUAUGAAUACUGAAUAUGAUACAGGCAGAGUUAUCUUACAAGGUACAAGGCCACUAAGGCCAUCUGAUGAUUUUUCAUCAGUUUAUGUUCAACUUCCGCAGAUAUUAAGAGAAAAUAUGGCAACAGUUUUUGAGUUGAUGCAAAAGGGAUAUCCAGGUGAAAUACAGAAUGAUGAUGAACAUUCGUAUGCCCCAUUCUUUACAUUAGAAGAACGUAUUAUAGAUUGGACGAAAACAGCUAUAGAAAUCAAUUGUCUUAUUCGAGCAACAUCAGUAUGGAAUGAACGAAACCGUCAUCUCACAAUGGACCAUCUUGUUCGUCCAGCAUUAUUCAAAUAUGAUGGGAAAAUGAUAAGACCAUUGAAAAGUAUAAUAGUAAAUCCGAACAAAUAUGAUAAUUCAAGUGAAUUGGAAAGUCGACAACUAUUCAUACGAGACGACACUGGUGAUGUAAAGGUUGGAGAAAUAACCAAACAACAAACUGGCGAAUUGUUAGUUCGUACCGGCGAUGGACAGCUGCUGAUUACUGACUAUGAGUCAACUGAAUAG